GCACCGGACGCUCUAUGGUUUUUAUACUUGUCAACAACCGAACGGAAAACGGAUAAAGAAGGGUGCGUUCCAAAGUCCACACAAAACACCGGAAAGAAUCAAACCAAGCGUGCAUCAAAAUAUUCACUACCCCAAAGCGGAUUACAUUUCAUUUAACCUUAAAUACAUUUCUCUAGCGUCGAAUUCUGUUUACCUCACUAACAUCCAAGUUUUGAACUGAAGAUAAGACCAUUUUUCAAACGAAGUAACAAAAGAUAUCGUCUGCAAUGAAUCACCCAUAGAUAAGGAAUUAUUUGGUUGUAGAAGAAUAUUUGUUCUUCAUAAGAAUUAGUGCUCUUCUUUUUCAGAAUAAGUCCUUUUGAGAAUCAGAAACUGUGUAUUAUAUCAUUUCUUUCAAAUCCUUAAGCUUAUUUCUUGUCAGGACUUUCUGUGUUAGAAAAAAGAAACAAAAAUGGACUUUCCCUGUGACCGUAAAUGUCUUAUCUCUAAAAUUCCGCAAACGAUAAUGUUUUGUCUAUAGAGCCUGUAGUAGAAUAAGGUAGAAAGAAAUGCACUGUGUUCUUAGGUUACAGAAAGAGUUGAAGUAACGUAGUAUUCUAAUUAAUUUUAGAAUGUUGAUAUUUUUGAAAAUUGUCUUGGUUUUUUACGUUUUAAGACUAUCAUGUGCAAUAAUCAAAAUUGAUUCAGAUGGAGGUUAUACAAAUGUUGUGGUUGGAUUUCAUCCAGAUGUUCCUAACUCAAAAGUGGACUCCUUAUUUAUCGAAUUAGAAGAAUUAUUUAAAACCGCCUCCAGAAACCUAAGAGAAGCUUCGAAAGGAAACUUAUAUUUUAAAGAAGUUAUUUUUGCUGUGCCAAAAAAGUAUCAUGAUGCAACGAAGUUCAGAAAUUGGGAAAAUGGUGACCAUUAUUUUCGCCAACCUGAUAUAAGGAUUACAUCGAAUGAUAUCUUUCAAAAAGCCUACACUAUUCAAAAUGAUGGCUGCGGAAAACCCGGAUUACGAAUUCAUAUUCCAGAUGAAUUCAUUUUUAAAGAAGGAAACUCGAAAGGUAAAGACUUACUUCGAGCGUGGGCAAAGUACCGUUACGGAAUAUUUGAUGAAAGUGGUUAUGUUGGUGAUGAUCUUUAUCCAGCUUGCUAUACUAUACCUGGAACCAACACAACGAAAGUUACACAGUGCACUAACAAAGAAAGUAGUUACGACAUCAGAGACAUUGAAAUGGGAAGUUCUAAAAAAUGUAAUGUCGUACCGAAGUAUGGAAAGAACAAUGGAAUUACAUCAUCGCUCAUGACUAAUAUGGAUUUUCCGAAUAUUAAAUUCUUUUGCGAUGAUUCUUCUGCGCAUCCACACAAUAAAGAUGUGCCAUCAAAGCAGAACAUUCUAUGUAAAGAACAGAGUACUUGGAAAAUUAUUUCACAACAUGAUGAUUUUAAAGCUAAGCGAAAACCAUCUAUUUCUGAAAAAACUAGUUUCAAAUAUGUGAUGGAAUCAACAGAAAAACUGAUUUUUGCUGUAGAAACUUCACUUGAGAUGGCUUCUGACGAUAGAUUGGAUAUGGUCCGAAAUGCUUUUUCUUAUUUUAUGCUCUAUAACUUGCCAGAAAGGGUUACAGUUGGCCUAACGCAUCUAAAAAAUGCAGAAGAUAGAACAUUGCUAUUGACAGUAAAUUCGCAAACCGACGCAGAGAGACUCAUCGAUGCUUUUCCCGAACCAGAUGAAAAAGACGAUGUGUGUGUUCAUUGUGGGAUAGAAAAAGCAUUACAGAUUUUGAAGAAUAAUUCAGAUGUGCCUCAUGGUGAUAUAGUCAUCGCAACAGCAAAGGACAUUGAAGAGCCUUACGUCAAAAACUUAAUUGAAGAAUUUUCAAAUAAUUUUGUGAAUUUACACAUCAUUUAUUUUAAUAGAAAAUUAAAACAGCCACCCUUACUGCAAAAGCUCGUUUCAAACGGAAGAGGACAUUUCUACUACAUAUCUGAAAACUACAAAUCAGGUAGCUCUGGGUCAAGUCUUACACAAGUUUAUGAAGUGUUUAGAGCAGUAUAUGAAUCUUUAUCCUGGAUGAACAGAAAACACGUUUUAGUGAAUCAUGGGACAUUUUUGGCUGAGGAUUGCUCUGUUUGCCAUAUGACAUUCAGCAGUGAUGAGAGUUUAAACAAUUUUCAAGUAUUGCUCACAGGACCAGAUUUUUUAAGGACAUCCCCCAUUGUGAAAAAUACAGUCAAUCUCGUCAGUCAAAAUGAAAGCUACUCACCCGGCGAUCCACCCUUUUCGUACAAAAUUAAGAUACCAGCGUACACAUUUAAAAUUGACAAACCUCAGCCAGGCAUGUGGUCUAUUUCAUUUGAAAGGAAAGCUAAAUCCAAGAAACCAAUCGUCGUUAUUGUGAGAGGAUUUACUUCGAAUUUUAACCAUGUCAUAGGAUUGAAAACAUGGAUAAAACAUGAUUCUGGCGAAAAUGACAUAAUGUUGAAACAACCACCCUUUACUUUAUACUCAGAGGCAAAGAAAGGGAAUUUCGUCAUCAAUAAUGCAACUGUAACUGUUACUCUACAUGAAGUCAGUACUGGGACACAGAUAACAUUUCCAUUGUUUGAUAAUGGUGAUGGCGAUCCUGAUAUAACAAAAAGGGAUGGUAUAUUUUCCAGAUACUUAAUUAAUACUCCAAACGUAGGGUAUUACAUUGUAACCACUAAAUUAGAAGCUGAAUCUUAUCUAGUUGGAGACAAAUGGAAUUCUCAGGAGAUGAAACCAAGUUAUUGUUGUGGUAGUGCUUACCCAUCGUCCACAUUAUACGAGUCAAAGCCACUCAUCCGAGUUGUUACACUUGGAAGUAUCUUUAUCAAUGAGAGAAAUUUUCGUAUUUCUUUACCACCAAGAAGAAUUACUGAUUUGAGAGUUGAGCUUGUAUACUUAGAAAAUGGUAUUACAGGCUUUGCUUUGAAAUGGACAUCACCCGGUGACAAUUAUGAUGAUGGAACAGCACAGGAAUAUCAAUUAAGAGUUUUCAAAAGCAAAGAAGACGCACAAAAGAAUUUUGGAAGUGCCUACAUUGCCAAACUCAACGAAUGGAAUAUCCACGGUUCUAUACUCAUUCCUCACAAAUCAGGAACAGCUGAAAAUGUGAUAGUCGAAUUAAAGAACCUAACUACCGGAAUUUAUUUUCUCGCUUUACGCUCUGUAAGCUCAUCCGGAAAAAAUUCAGAAGUUUCUAAUGUUUUAGAAGUAUUUCAUACUGAGCCAAUCAUUACGCCAACUUCAAUUAUAUCGACAACCGAUGAUUCAGGACGACCUACUGGCGACGACUCGGAACCCCAGACUGUUUUACUAGCAGUGACCAUAACAUUUGGUAUUUUAUUUAUUUUGCUAAUUUUAGGCUUAGUUCUUAUAAUUUAUACCAGAAGAAGGCGCAAAAGAGAAGAACAAAAUGAAGUAGAGCUAAACAAACGUAAAUCUGAGUCUAAUAAUGCAUUGUGCAAUGGUAAAGAUGGACAAAAUCCUUCUGCAAUAAGUCCCGUGAACUCAUGGCCAGCCGAUUCCUUGUUAUCCCACUAUGAGUCACAACGAUGUAAGAAACCGGAUGUAUGUAAUGUCCCCAUGGUACAUAAAGACUCUGAAGACAGUAUUUCGACAGUGUCUAGUAAAUACUCAUAUGGUUUAAAAUAUCAUACGAAUCCAUCUUUCUAUGAGUCAUCCUAUUUUCCAAAUCCUGAAAGGGAGGAAAUUAACUAUCCAUUUAAUCCGACAUAUGACCAAUUCCAUCCAACAUAUACUUCAUCUUUGCGACGCUUCCCACGGCAUGAUGGUGAUUCAAAUAUGUUUACACCUGUGGCUCUCGGCCAUGCUUCAAGUUUAGAUGGGCGACCGAGUCAUAGACUCAGAACCGACGUGUGACAGUGUCUGAUGACUCGUUCGUACUUAGAUUUACAGUAUUGCUGAAUUCCCAUAUGAGAGAUCAAAAAAACCAUUUCACUCAUUUAUCUUUCAAAUUUGGAUAGACUAUUGAACUCAUGGUUUAUAUUUCAGAGCAUUUCACCCCCAGUGCCUGAUUGAUCCUAAGUUCUGUGAAGGCCGGAUCUUGGCCCUACAAAUUUCUAGGGAUCAAUCAAUUCCAUCAAUUUUCAAUUGCAUUUUACAAAUAAUGUUAUUUUUUUCUUUUGCCUUUAACUGUAUACAUUUUUAUUUUUAAUUUAUAAUGUUUAAAAUCAACCGAGAAAUGGGUGCAGUUAAAGGGGAAAAUACAAAAAAGGAAAAAAAGACAUAUUGGUGUAUUUCUACAGUAUUAUGAACAAUCACUCGCUGAAUUCAUAAAAUAUACUGGCCAUAAUUUAAUGUAUCAAUCAUAAAUUUUUAUAUAAAUAAUCGUUUUCAAACAUAGUUACUUUAUAUUUAAAUAAUCGUCAUUCGUAAUAUCCGCCGAAAUCAACUCAGAUAGCACGCUGACAAUAAAAAGUGUCACAGAUAAAGAAGUAAACUAUCAAAUAUUCUAGUUGAGUUCGGAAAUGAUAGAAUAGUUUUUGUAAAAUUAAA
Molecule: messenger RNA, 4526 nt
Organism: Parasteatoda tepidariorum (common house spider)
Lineage: Eukaryota; Metazoa; Arthropoda; Arachnida; Araneae; Theridiidae
Source: RefSeq, a predicted model, not a curated record